AUGGAGGAAGAUCCUGUUCUGCAACUCCGUGUCUUCAGUCUCAACUGCUGGGGCAUCCGCUACCUGAGCAAGCGUCGGCAGGAGCGCGUGCGGCUCAUCGGGGACACCCUGCGCCAGGAGCCCUUCGACCUGGUGCUGCUGCAGGAGGUGUGGAGCGAGCAGGACUACGGCCUCCUCCGGGAGAAGCUGGGAAGCUGCUGCCCCUUCUCGCACUACUUCAGGAGCGGGGUGAUCGGCAGCGGCCUCUGCGUCUUCUCCAAGUUCCCCAUCCUGGACACUUUCCUCCACCAGUACUCGCUGAAUGGCUACCCCUACAUGCUGCAGCAUGGAGACUGGUUCUGUGGCAAAUCCGUAGGGCUCAUUGUACUUAAGAUUGCCGGGAUCGUCUUCAACGUCUAUGUGACCCACCUGCACGCCGAGUACUGCCGGGACAAGGACGCCUACCUGCCGCACCGCCUCGUGCAGACCUGGGAGCUGGCACAGUUCAUCCCGGAGUGGCUGCGCGACGCCUUCGCCGAAGCCGAGCGCUUCGAGGGCUGCAAAGACGGCUGCACCCUCAUCCCGGACAACUGCUUCACUGACAAGACGGAGCUGCGGCCCUUCCCGCUGGGGAUCCGCAUCGACUACAUCCUCUACAAGGCCGUGUCCAACUUCACUGUGAAGUGCGAGGAGCUGCAGACCACCAUGGGGACAGCCCCGGGCCAGGCCAUCCCCUACUCGGACCACGAGGCCGUGAUGGCGACGCUGCGCGUGUGGAGGCAGGAGCGGCCCCCGGGAGCAGCCGCACCAGGUCCGGUGGAGCGGGCGCUGGCGCGCGGGUUGCGCUGCUGCCCGUUCCCCUGGCUUCAGCCUCCGGAGGUGGAGGCGCAGACCUCACCGGAGCCACCGCGGAGGCAUUUUUAG
Messenger RNA from Tinamus guttatus (white-throated tinamou), 903 nucleotides. NCBI's taxonomy places the organism in Eukaryota, Metazoa, Chordata, Aves, Tinamiformes, Tinamidae. The record is from RefSeq and is a predicted model, not a curated record.